Cinara cedri is the source of this 5597-nucleotide messenger RNA. NCBI's taxonomy places the organism in Eukaryota, Metazoa, Arthropoda, Insecta, Hemiptera, Aphididae. The record is from the annotation of a GenBank genome assembly.
AUGGAUCAGACAAAAGAAAAACUGCAUGACGAACACCGUACAAUGAGGUAUCUAAUACCUUUGUAUAAAAAUAAUAUAUUAUCAUAUCGAUUCGUUGACCUAUUUUUAUUAUAUUAUUAUUUAUAUUACGAUUUCUCUUCGCCAUGAUUGGACAUUAUUCACACCGAUAAACAAAGAUUAACGAUAUUUUUGUAUCGUGAUCUUUAAUAAUCGUACCAAUCGUGGUUUGAACUCGCAUAUAUUUAUGCAUUGUUUCAAUAUUUUAAACUAUCACUAUACAGUGUACAGUCACUAAACUAUUAAUAAUAUUAAUAUUAUAUUGUAUUUACUACAUACUUACUUACAUAAUGAGUGUGGCUUGUUGGCGUACAGACCAAAACUGAAAUAUUCGCUGUCGUAUUGCCCAUCGAUGUCCCGGUCGUUGGAUUUCACCGUCAAAGGUCCCGUGCCGAUUUACAUACACAAAAAACAAAAAGUGCUGACGGGAUGUUCGUAUAUAGAACUCAAAUUACAAAAACCGUCGAAGGUAAUGUACAGUAAGCGAAUAAGUAACACGAAUAAGCUACAUAAAAUAUAUAUGUAGACAGGAAGUCUAUGACUAUGUAAUAAUUAAUGGUGACCUAGAUUUCCUUUCAACAAGAUCACUAGUUCUCUAGUUCCUCGUGGUUAACUAGAUCUCUAUGAGUCAACUAGAUCCAGUGGCAUACCGAAGUUGACAAUUUUUUGAAUCCAAUCGGCAUUCAGUAGCAGAUUACCCAUGGGAGUUAAUGAGAUAUAUUAUCUCCCUGGGCCGGUGGGCUAGUCUUUCUUGGGCCAAUUUAGUAAAUAUAAAUAAAUAAUAAACAAUUGUUUAAUAUUAUGAUGGGUAUGAAUAUGUCACAAUCCCAAAUACAAUUUUCAACAAUAGAUAAUAAUUUAGGUCAUUUAAGUUAUUAAUUUUAAUUUUUAAAAAAAAUAGUCAAUUCAGAAUACUCGAAAAUAUAAAAUGCCUAUAAAUAUCUAGCUCAAAAAUCAACAGAAUGUUUUGAAAAUGUUUAACACAUGUAUAUAAAAAAGCUAAUAUUAAUAUUCUGUGAAAGUGUCUGGUCUUUACUUUUAUUUUUAACCGAAUUACGACACAGAGUAACAGAAAGAAAUAAAACACACACUAUAGAUCCUCGGUUAAUUAGAUCUCAGUGGUUAUCUAUAUUCCACUUUGGUUAACUCGAUCCCCACAAUAGGGCAAUUAGUUCUCUUGUCAACUAAAUCAACUCGGGUCAUCCAGAUCUAUGUGAACGGCCAUUUAGAUCCCUAAAAUCUAAAUCACACGGUUAGGAUCUAGAUAGCCAUGGGAAUAUAGGUGAAUAUUUUACACUUGUGAGUAUUGGGAUGGUAAGUGGUAUACUAAAUUCAAUUCAGUAUCAAAAAUUUAUCAAUCUGCAGCAAGCCAUUAGAUCUAGUUAACCACGAGAGAUCUAGGUCAUUUACAUUAUGGUUUUCCUGUCAACUAUAUAUUUUCCUUAUUGUUUAGAUUAUGGAAAUCUAGGGGGCCAUUCACAAAAAUCUAGAUGACCUAUGGAAAUCUAGUUAAUCACAAGGAGCAGUUGACUGGGGAUCUAGGUGACAUAUCAUUCUUUUCCAGGACCACUACAUUCCAUUGUACUUUGACUAAAAUCGGUAGAUAUUGUAAUAAUAUUAUAAUAGCUAUAGUUAUUGUUAAUAUUAUUACUAGAUGAUUACCUAAUCACAUUGAUUGUAGAUAACCUAUUAUCUGAUUACGUGAUAUGUGUGUAACAUUUCCAAAUCAUAAAAUGACAGGUUUGAGUUAUGUAUAAAUGAAAUAUUUGUGCGUACCUAUAUAAUGAAAUUGUACAUUUGUACUUAAUUACGUGAAAUAAAAAAAUUAACUGAUACAGCUUUCAACUAUUAGGUGUGCCUCUGUUAUAAGUGGAAAGUUGGGAAAGUAUAAAAUACUACGCAACGAUAAAUACUGAUAAAUGCUGAGCGAAAUUCGAUCAAACAUGUUUUAAAAUUCAGUAAUUUUUACGAUUUUCGUUGAAAUGUUAACUUCAAAUGUUUAUAAAAGAAAUAAAUGCUAUUACCUCUAUUACGUUAAAUUUUUUUUCUUUUGUUUUGACUACUAAGUACAACUUGUUAUGUUAAACCAGUCAAAUCAACACAGAGUUAAAUUUGUCAUUGGAGUAAAAAAAAAGUCAAUAGAAUUUACUGUGUUUACAGAAAACCUACUUAAAACAAUGUCCUGGUGGCAAAUUUUAAAACGGACCCCCAAUGAAGAAUGAAAAUCAGUAUAUUGAUGGUCGAUGGAGAUAGCUGAUGGUGUCUAAUAUCUAUUACAUAUUAUACAUAAUCAAUAAUCAUAAUGUCUCCACAAUAAUACAUUCUUCAUGUAUGAAGAAUUGAACGUUAUAUUAUAGGCAUAGGUAAAAUUAUUAUAUUGUGUUGUAGGUAGGCGAAAUAACGUUCAAAAACUAUUAUACCGCGAGCGUGAGUGUUUUGCUGCUGCGGUCAAACGCCCAAGGUCCGUCGAUGGGAUCGAGAAACUGGGAGGUAGGCGUCAAGAACCGGAUUUUGAUGAAACGGCCGCAUUACGAGAACGGCGCCCAAGAUUAUUUCUCGUUGUUUUCCACAGAGGUGCGAUACAGUGGUGCCUAAACUAAAUUUGUAUGGCGUAGCAGAAUUUGAAAUUCAAAACCACCAUCACCCAGUACCCACUUCAAAAACUUUUGUAUCUAAAUUUAACUACUUACUUAAAAACUUAAAAGUAGGUAUAACUUUUGAAUGUUUAUACCCAUUCUGCCCGAUUAUCCUAAAUCCCAGGAACAACCCACCCACCCAAAAUACAAUGUGUAGCCGAAGAAUUAAUUAAAAAAACAGUUUGGGCGCCACUAAUGCGAAUGUGCGAUACAUAUUAAAUAAAAUAUUAACAGUUAAUACCUAGAUAUAUAAUUUGAGAUCUGAUCGUUUUUUUGUUUAAUACCCAACGAUUACAGGCAAAAUGGUUUUAAUUUAUCCGUAUUGGACUGGACUAUACUAGACUGAACUUUCUAUAUAGCUAGUCUUUUUUUCCAUUCGAUGUAGAUACCAUUAUACGUACACAAUUAUUGAAUUAUACAUAAUGAAAACAGUUCAUACGCGUGUUGUGUAUUACCUAUAUGCAUUGGUAGGUACUUCUACAAAGGUAACAAACAAAAAUUGUGAAUAAAAAGUAAAAUCGUCUACUCGUACCAACUCGACUAUGGGAAUAGAUAAUUUAAAAGCUGGAUUCUAUAAGGAGCCAAUUUUUAAUCAAUACAUCAAGCUUUUCUUUGUAACUUGCCUGAUAUUUAUGCAUUUCGAUAUUAUAUGGUUCAUAUUUUUUUUGUAUUUUUAAGUCAAUGGAAGGGUCCUACAAAUUUCAUUUUUAAAAUUUAACUUGAUUUGGGUAUGAACAAUAAAUAGGUACUUGAAUUGCGAGUUAUAAAUGAUUCAGAUGGCACACCGUUACUUAUCAUAUUAUUAUUACACUCAGACUCGUACAACGAAACAAAGUUAUUUUUUUUUUAUAAUAAUUUUCUAUAACAAUAGUAAUGUAGGUGGGUACUUAAUAAUUAAGUUAUUGUUUACACAUUACCGUAUUACAGGCGUGGAACAAUGUUUCAAAAUUGAAAAUCAUUCUCAGACAACCGUCGCCCAUGUGCAAGACGUUUCAUCUGGAAGAAAUCAAACUUUACACAGACGUACCGCGAUUCACUAGGCCGCUGUUCGAAGUAAGUGCAUGGUCACAAGAAUUACAUUUUUUUCCACUUUUAGAUUCUGAGUGGAGCGAAGAAGCUUAUGGUUUUACAAAGAUAUUUACUUUUUUUUCCUGCGGACAACUUUUUUAUCAGAAAUCUUGCUCUAAUUUUUAAGUGGAUCACGUUUUCUAAAAGGAAAUCGAUGUGGGGAGGUACUUUAGGAUGGUCAUUUUUCGAUUUUCUCAGCGAAUGUGAAAAGCUGAAAAAAAAAUCGGAAAAAUGUAAGAAAUGUAGGUAUUGGUUAAAAAUAUUACGGCCUUUUUUUUUCUGUGAACAAAUUUUCUUUUAGCAAUUUUGCUCCGAUUUACAAUUGUAGCACUUUUCUUAAAGGAAAUCUAAUUGGAAAGGUACUUUAAGGAGGUCAUUUUUCGAUUUUCUCUUUUCCCAGCAAAUGUGAAAAAAUGGAAGAUUAAAAAAAUAUUUUUAAAGAUAAUAUGUAAUGCCUAUUUAAUUAUUUUACAAUAAUAUGACAUAUAUAUUGUUGAUAAAGCAUCAUUAUCAACUGAACUUCGUUCAGAAUCGUUUUUUCGUUAGCAUUGGUUUAUCAUUGAUUACAGGUGAACAUUAAAUUACUUAUAACAGUGGCUACACCCAACCCGAUUAUCUUAGGAUCGCUUUUUUAUUUCUGUUGACAGACGGCAGGCAUAUCUCAUGAUUUUAUAUUUUAUUACGUGUUUAUAUAAGGGUGAUCAAUCAUCAAUAAGGGAGUAAGACACUCGUCAUUAUCAAUUAUUUUUGAAUAAUUUAUAAAAUCAGUAGCUCUUAAAUGUUACAUUUAUGUUAUUUUUAAGAGCGAAAUAAAUAAACAUUAACCACUAUUAAUUUUCAAACAAUAACAUAUAUAUUAAAAAUUCCAUAAGUGGAUGAAGUUUUGGUUUAAAUUAUUAAUUUUUAUCAAACCGUUGACACAAUGUUACACUUUUAAGUUUUGGUAGGAGAAUAGUGGGGGAUUAUAUUAUGUUUGGCAGUGCAUUUGAGUACAACCUCUCUCCUAACUCUUAAACCUGCAAACUUAAAAGUGGAAUGUUUUAUCAAUGGUUUGACGGAAAUUAAAAAUUUCAUUUAAUUAAAAUUUUUAUUUAUUUAUGGAAUUUGUAAUAUAGGUUAAGUAUUUGAAAAUCAAAAGCUGAUAGUGGUUGACCCUCGAAAAAAACAGUGAUGUAACAAUUUAGAGUUGCUUGUUUCUUACAAGAUGUUCUAAAAAACUAAUUCCAAGAUAAUAGUGUCUAAUCAUAAAUUGAUUACCCUGUAUAUGUAUUACCUAUAUUGAUAGCAAAUUAAAAUUUUAAAUAAAAAAUGUACACAAUUUUGAACAAUGAGCUGUAUAAAUUAAUGUUAGUUUCUCAAUUUAUUGAGAUUCAGUUUCACAAAAUCCAUCCAUUUUCUCCCCAAAAAAAUUUGUAUUUUAUUAAAAUAUUCUUACACAUGACAAUGACAAAUCUGUUACCUACCUCAUCUCUAUCUAUACAUUGUCUACAUUUGAUAGUUGAAAACUUAAUAAUUCUGUAGCAUGAUGUUGAUAAUCAUUUAAUAUUAUGUACUAUUUAUUUUAUUUUAAUUGAUUAAAAUAAUUGUUAAUUCCUAAGCAAAAACUACCAGCUUACCUAAUUCAGAAUACCAUUGCGGCUAUUGCAUGGAAACCAAAUUCAAGAAUGAAUGAAACAUCAUCAUAUAGAACAGACAUGAAUAAGGUUGGCAAUAAAUUUAAAAAAGAAUUAUAAAUAAUAAUUAACUUAUGAUUUCUAUGUUGCUUUGUUUAAGACACAAUGUGGAUACGUUGUUGAACAAGUGCCAAACAAUUACGACAGUUCAAAAAUAAUGUAA